This is a messenger RNA of Pistacia vera, 1611 nucleotides long. Its product is annotated as negative regulator of systemic acquired resistance SNI1. The coding region runs from base 182 to 1591 and encodes 469 amino acids. Gene Ontology annotation, biological process: DNA damage response; negative regulation of DNA-templated transcription; negative regulation of systemic acquired resistance. Gene Ontology annotation, cellular component: nucleus; Smc5-Smc6 complex. NCBI's taxonomy places the organism in Eukaryota, Viridiplantae, Streptophyta, Magnoliopsida, Sapindales, Anacardiaceae. The record is from RefSeq and is a predicted model, not a curated record. The transcript is spliced from 15 exons. Gene Ontology annotation, molecular function: transcription cis-regulatory region binding.
AAUCCUGGGUUGACUCUUAAAACCCAUGUUCGACACUUGUUACUAACUUGUUAUCUUCAAUUUUAGUGUUUUAAAGAGGGAACUUUUGGCGGGAUUAUUUAUUUAUUUUCUUAAUAACUUUUCUAUAUAAUGUCUAUAAUUAGAUUCAAAAUAGGGUUCAAAUUUUUUGGAGACGAAAAGCAUGGCGAGAAGUAGCAGAAGAAGCAACAUAACCGGCAUGGAAGAGAACACUCUAGCAAUUCUCGAAUCUACCGAAGCCAAAGACUCUCAAGACGCCAAUGAUGAUAGGAUUGCUUUUCUUGAAGCUGUUCAAGCCGCUUCAAUCAUACCUGAAAAUGGAACUGCUCCAACCUGCAAAAUGUACGAGGCAGUGUUUCAAAUUCUGAGGAUUGGGACAUCUCUGGAAUUGAUGAUGUCAAGUUAUGAGCUUCUUAAUGAGUUGGAUAAGCGUUUUCCUCGAGUCUAUGUAUCCGAAGCAUCAUCUGAUGGCUCACAUGAACUGGUUGUGGUUGACGAGGCUUGGUCGCCAUUUUUUCUUGGCUCAAAUGUUGCUUGUAGUGAGAGGAAAGCAGGCGGAGAAAUCUCUAGUGGCCCACUUGAUUUUUCUUGUUUUACUCUAUUGAUACAAGAGCUAGUUGAAGUAGCCAAUGGAACAAAAGUUAAAGCUAUAGACACAAAGCACCUGAGGAAUAUGUUAUUAUUUCAAUAUCUUGUCAGCUUACUUGAGGGAGACUUUAUACCUCGUAACAUUGUGUAUGAAGAAACAAUCAACUGGGCCCUUCUUCGGGAGUCCUUGCUCAACAUGCUUCUGGGUUCAAGAAGAACAAAUUAUAAAAGUUUAAUGAAGGAUUGCUUGUCCAUUUUAUGUUGCCUUUGUCCGGCACAUACUGGAGUCAUUAGCGGUCAUGGUUGUCCAGAGAACUCUUUCAGAAAGCCAUCUGAAGAUUGUAAUACUCCUUUGGUGUUUGCUUUACUUGAAGUUGGAAAGAGUUCUUGUAUAGCUAUGCAGAAGCUUCUGAUAAUGAUUAUGAAGCUUGACAUAUCAAAGAAGAAAGCAGACAUGCAAGGUCUCACUACCAGAGCUGAUGGUGUAAGAACCCCGUUGAUGGAUAUUAUUUUGGAUGAGCUGACAUAUGAUAGGGAUAUGCUUUCUCCAUUUCUUCAGGUUUUCAGUGAACCAAAAUGGAAGCUUGAAAUAGUUGUGCAGUAUUUCUUGAAAUACACUACUACUAAGCCUUCUGUUUGCACGCGAAGAUCAAAUAGUCCCAAAGAUGAUGCAACAUUCAAAGGCGUUUUAAAUUGCUUUUCAAAUAGCAUCAGCACGAAAAACAUUAUGAAAAAGAUCAGUACAGAUAUAGUUCAGUUGCUUUUGGCACAUGCUUUUCAGGCUCAUUUGUCAAUGUCAUACCAAUAUAAUGAAGGCAUCUCUGAUUCCAAGGAAGAGAUGAGAGACAGCUCUCUUGUGGAAAUAUGCAAGAAUAUAAUAUGUGCCUUUAAUAGUUUGAGAAGAACAAAUGGAAAAGUGGAAAUUUUGCCAAUUGGAAAAGAAGCAUUGUUUACAGCAGCAACUAUCCUCUCAACAAACUCAUAGGAGUUUACAAAAAUCAUCAA